UGUAUUUGCUCUGAGUUCACACAUCACUUGAAGAAAACCUCCCAGCCAACAACUUGGAAAGCCCUUUGCGAGCUCCUCCGCUGCCCUCAGUUGUUACUGUGUCCACAAAGAUGCUGAGGGUCCUAGUACUCAUCUGGGCUGCUGUCGCUUGCAGUGGACCUGCUGAUUGUCUAGAGACCAAUGUGGCUUUAAACGGAGUUGCAACUCAGUCCUCUGACUAUACCAUCAAUAACGUGGCCACCAAGGCCAUUGAUGGAAACACCAACUCGAUCUUCAGCCAGAACUCCUGUUCUUGUACAACAUAUCAAACUAAUCCCUGGUGGAAGGUGGACUUGCUGAGAGUGUUUUCCGUGAGCUCCGUGACCAUCACCAACCGAGGAGACUGCUGCUCCGAUAGGAUCAACGGGGCCGAGAUCCGCAUCGGCAACUCGUGGGAAAACAAUGGCAACAACAACCCGAGGUGUGCAGUGAUCUCCUCCAUUCCACUGGGAGGCUCCAGCACCUUCAGUUGCAAUGGAAUGAGAGGUCGAUAUGUGAACGUGUACCUGCCAAGGACAGACCUCCUGACUAUAUGCGAGGUGGUGGUGACCGCAAGUCCCAUGGUCGAGAACAUAGCUUUGAAGGGCAGGGCCACUCAGUCGUCCCAGUACGACAUGUUCGGCAGUGCUGACAAGGCCGUGGACGGGAACCGCCAAGCGGUGUAUGGGGAUGGGUCCUGUUCACACACAAGACCCCAGACCAACCCCUGGUGGAGGCUGGACCUCCUCGACGAGUACAGAGUGUAUUCUGUAAGCAUCACUAACAGGCAGGACAGUGGAGCUGAGAGGAUCAGUGGAGCAGAGAUCCGCAUCGGAAAGUCAAAGGACAACAAUGGGAACAGCAACCCAGUGUGUGCAGAAGUUUCCACUAUUCCCGCUGGUGCCACCAACACAUUUCAGUGUAAUGGCAUCGAGGGACGCUACAUCAACCUCGUCAUCCCUGGAAGCGGGAAAAUCCUGGCCCUGUGUGAGGUGGAGGUAGAUGCUACCCCCCUGGAAUAUAGAGGAAUAUAAUGUGGUGUGUGGGUUUUGUUCUAUAAACAAAGUGUUUAACACAACAGACUGUGGCUGUUAUACUGACACCACACAUGAGGCUGUGAACCUCAAUUACUGUACGAAGCUUCUCUUAGAAACCAAUGAGCAAGUUGAAUCUCAAAUUUUCUGACUUAAAUAAAAGCU
This is a messenger RNA of Scleropages formosus (Asian bonytongue), 1217 nucleotides long. RefSeq names its product fucolectin-3-like. The record is from RefSeq and is a predicted model, not a curated record. The transcript is spliced from 6 exons. The coding region runs from base 111 to 1052 and encodes 313 amino acids. Lineage: Eukaryota; Metazoa; Chordata; Actinopteri; Osteoglossiformes; Osteoglossidae.